GGCGCAAAUUAGCAGCGCUUGAAGUUACUCGGCUCGGAAGAUCGGACGGAGUCGACUCGGGAUCGUGAUCUCCCGCGAUUCCCCCCAAAACCCUCGUCAAUCUAAAUUCUCUGAUUUUUGUCUGGAAAUUCCUUCCUUGGUCCUCGAUUUCAGGUCCAGAAAGCGAGUUUAGGUCUAAUCUCCGGGCUUUUCAAUUCGAAUUUCGGUUUUUUGAUUCUUGAUUUUUGGUUCCAAUGGCGGCGAGGAAUCGGACCGUACAGUUCCGAAAGCACAGGGACGCCGUGAAGAGCGUCCGAGCUCCUUUGUCUUCGUCCGCGGUGGCGUCGGGUGGUCCGGUUAUCGAAAUGGUGAGUGCUUCGCUUCUCGGUCCGAAUCGAUCUUCUUACGCUCCUCUUAGCACGGAAGAGCCAGGUCCUUCUAGUUCUAGAAGGGAUGCGUUUACUGUGCGUUUACCGCCGGAUUGGGUGGAUGAUUCUGAAGAAAUAGCUGUGAAUAUCCAACGUGCUCGGAUCAAAAUGGGCGAGUUAGUUAAGGCUCACGCAAAGGCUUUAAUGCCCUCCUUUGGAGAUGGCAGGGAAGAUCAACAUACAAUUGAGACUCUUACACAAGAGAUUACAGAUUUGUUGAGAAGGUCGGAGAAGAGAUUACAGAAAUUUUCAGCUAGUGGGUCCUCGGAGGACUCUAAUGUGAGGAAAAAUGUACAGCGAUCACUUGCAACAGACCUUCAGAACCUCUCAAUGGAUCUAAGGAGAAAACAGUCGACAUACUUGAAAGGUUUGAGGCAGCAAAAGGAGGGACAUGAUGGGGUUGACUUGGAGAUGAACUUGAAUGAUAAUAGAUCUAGAUUGGAAGACGAUGAAUUUGGAGACAUGGGCUUUAACGAGCACCAAAUGGCUAAGCUGAAGAAGAGUGAGCUAUUGACAGAGGAAAGGGAGAGAGAAAUCAAACAGGUUGUGCAAUCAGUAAAUGAACUUGCUCAAAUCAUGAAGGAUCUCUCGAGUCUGGUGAUAGAUCAGGGUACAAUAGUCGAUCGGAUUGACUACAAUAUUCAGAGUGUUUCUGCAUCGGUUGAGGAAGGUUUGAAACAGCUUCAGAAGGCAGAGAGAACACAGAAGCAAGGAGGAAUGGUGAAGUGUGCAACGGUGCUAGUUAUCAUGUGCUUCGUUAUGUUAGUCCUUCUGAUACUCAAGGAGAUCAUCUUGUGAUUUUCACUCGCAGCCUAAACCUAUGAUAAACAUAAUACAGUGGAAACCGAUUAUAAUUUUUGUAAGCUGGUGUAAGAGAAUGGGGCCAGAGUGGACAUUUUUUUUUUUUUUUUUUUUUUGGAAAAAGAAAAAGGAGAAAUUUACUCUGGUUUUGCAAAUUGAAAGAAGGGCUGUGCAAUAGCAAAUGGAUAACUUUGUAAUAAUUCGUUCAUUCAAAUUUCAAAUAUAUCAAUCAGUGAAAAGGCAUAUUAUAUGGUAA
This is a messenger RNA of Morus notabilis, 1464 nucleotides long. Its product is annotated as syntaxin-41. The transcript is spliced from 8 exons. Gene Ontology annotation, cellular component: membrane; endomembrane system; SNARE complex. Gene Ontology annotation, biological process: vesicle fusion; vesicle-mediated transport; intracellular protein transport. Lineage: Eukaryota; Viridiplantae; Streptophyta; Magnoliopsida; Rosales; Moraceae. Gene Ontology annotation, molecular function: SNAP receptor activity; SNARE binding. Bases 234 to 1205 code for a protein of 323 amino acids. The record is from RefSeq and is a predicted model, not a curated record.